Messenger RNA from Panicum virgatum (switchgrass), 1653 nucleotides. RefSeq names its product cytochrome P450 72A15-like. Gene Ontology annotation, molecular function: heme binding; monooxygenase activity; oxidoreductase activity, acting on paired donors, with incorporation or reduction of molecular oxygen. Lineage: Eukaryota; Viridiplantae; Streptophyta; Magnoliopsida; Poales; Poaceae. The transcript is spliced from 4 exons. The coding region runs from base 1 to 1587 and encodes 528 amino acids. The record is from RefSeq and is a predicted model, not a curated record.
AUGGUUCUUGGGGCCACGUUUGCAGCUGCGGUCUCAGUGCCAUGGAGCCUCCUGGCCGGCGGUCUCCUUGGCGUCGUGCUCUUGUGGGCGGCCGGCUGGUUGCUGGACCGGCUGUGGUGGCAGCCUCGGCGGCUCGAGCGGGCGCUGCGCGCGCAGGGCCUCCGCGGCACGUCCUACCGCUUCCUCACCGGCGACCUCAAGGACUUCUACCGGAUGAACCAGGAGGCGUGGUCCAGGCCGUUGCCGCUGCGGUGCCACGACAUCGCGCCCCGCGUGGCACCGUUCCUCUGCAACAACAUCCGGGAGCAUGGCAAGACGAGCAUGUCCUGGUUCGGUCCGAUCCCCAAGGUCACCAUCGUCGACCCCGACCUCGCCAAGGACGUGCUGUCCAACAAGUUCGGGCACUUCGAGAAGCUCAACUUCAGGGCGCUGUUCAAGCUGAUGUCCGACGGCCUAGCGAAUCAGGACGGCGAGAAAUGGGCCAAGCACAGGAGGAUCCUCAACCCCGGAUUCCAUCUGGAGAAGCUCAAGCGCAUGCUGCCGGCCUUCACUGCAUGCUGCGAGGAACUGGUCAGCAGAUGGGCAGAUUCUCUCGGUUCUGACGGUUCGUGCGAGCUGGAUGUUUGGCCAGAGCUGCAGAACCUGACCGGAGAUGUCAUUUCUCGGACCGCAUUCAGCAGCAGCUACCUUGAAGGAAGAAGAAUUUUCCAGUUACAGGCUGAGCAAGCUGAGCGUCUUAUGAAGAGCUUUAAGAAGAUUGUCAUUCCCGGCUACAUGCUGUUGCCAACUGAAAACAACCGAAAGAUGCACAGAAACAACAAAGAGAUCAAAACAAUUCUUCGAGAUUUAAUUGGGAAAAGAAUUCAAGCUAUGAGGGAAGGCGAGAGCACAAAAGAUGACUUACUGGGCCUGUUGCUGGAGUCAAGCAUGAGAGAGACAGGCGGGAGUGGCCAAUCCGGCAUGGCCAUGACGAUCGAAGAUGCCAUCGAGGAGUGCAAGCUAUUCUACUUCGCCGGAAUGGAGACCACGUCAGUGCUGCUCACAUGGACAAUGGUCGUGCUGGGCAUGCACCCAGAAUGGCAGGACCGUGCAAGAGAGGAGGUGGUUUCUUUGUUUGGGAAAAACAAGCCUGACCUUGAGGGCUUGAGCCGCGUCAAAACUGUGACCAUGAUCCUUUACGAGGUUCUCCGGUUGUACCCACCGGCCAUUGCAUUUACCAGGAAAACGUACAAGGAGAUGGAGAUAGGAGGAAUCGUGUACCCUGCCGGUGUGAUUGUUGAGCUGCCCGUGCUCAUGAUCCAUCACGACCCUGAUAUUUGGGGGAGCGACGCGCACGAGUUCAAGCCGGACAGGUUCUCCGAGGGGAUCUCCAAGGCGUCCAAGGACCCUGGCGCGUUUCUCCCGUUCGGCUGGGGGCCACGCAUCUGCAUCGGCCAGAACUUCGCGCUGCUUGAGGCCAAGAUAGCGCUGUGCAUGAUCCUUCAGCGAUUUGAGUUCGAGCUCGCGCCAUCGUACUCUCAUGCGCCACAUACUGUGGUGACAGUGCACCCUAUGCAUGGUGCACAGGUUAAGCUCAGGGCAAUAUGAUCAUGAGACAAUACCUACUGCUACUACUUCAAGUAUGUUUGGGAGAAACUACAACUUUAACUGUCA